CAUUGCAAAGGUGGCCAGCCGCCGUUAAACACCAUAAAGAAGAAGAAGAAGAAAGUGAUAAUUAGAAACAGGCUGACAUAGGUCUGGUUUUAUACACAUAAAAGCGACUAACCAAAUUCCACGCCAUGUUGCUAAGGAAAGCCUAAUAUGGAUGCAGUGAACUUUGUGUCCUGUGCCAUUGGGAGAUGUGUGGACGCCUGUUGCCUGCUGGUGGACCUGAUCCUCAGGAUAUUCAGCUGGCUGCUUCACCUCCUGUCCAACACAGGCUGCUCCCUCCACAGUCUGCUGGUCACCCUGAGCAGCUCCACUCUGGUUGAAUAUUGGAACCUCGCGCUCCUCUUUUUCCUCACAGUGACCGAGGUCGUCUCCAGCGCUGCCCACGGAGCCCUUCACACACUGGAGGGCUGCCUGCAGACUCUGGGUGGCGUGUUUGAGAGUUUCAAAAUGGUGGGCCACCUUUCUUGCCAUGUGGCGUGGCGCGCCAAGGAGCUGAUGCAUCGAGGGCUCAUCUCGGGGAAUUACAUCCUGAGGCAGACUUGUGAAGGACUUUGCAUCGCGCUCAGCCUCGUCCUCUACUUUGUUAACACUGUUGUCAACAUGCUGCUCAUCGGGAUGCAGAACUGUUUCUCUGUGUUUGCGGGGGCCUGGGAAGCCGUGGCGGGUCCUCUGCACAAAGCUGUGGAGCUGGCUCUCACGCUGCUAACCUUCCUGUACAGCUGUCUGGUGGGCGCCUCUGUGCUGCUGUGGACGCCCUGUCAGCUGGUGCUGGACUUCCUGGGAGCGCUCGCUCGUGUCUUCAUUACAGUCUUUGUGGUCGAUGCACACGGCCUCCUCAUCACGGUGGCGAUCAUCUCGCUGGCCUUGCUGUACCUGAACCCCAGGCUUCCUCUUGUCGUCGGGCGGCUGAGUUUGCGUUUUGUUGACAUGCUGCCGGGAGUGCGAGGGGUACAGGCAGCAGCUCAGAGGUUGCGUGUGCUGCUGCAGGAACGAGCUCUGGCCUUCCAGGAAAGCCACGCCGGCAGGCCACAGCAAGCAGACGGGACCAGGCUCCCUAACACAGACCUCAGAGCAGCCGGUACUUUGGUCAACCCCACUGACGCCUUCCUCCCACUGGCGAGUGACCUGAGUCAGCUGGACUCUCCGCAGCUCGGCCUGGCUUACCUGGAGGGCGAGUCGGCGAGUGGCAGCAGUGACCUCAGAGACAGCAGUUCCCUGGCAGCCAGGACUAGCACGUUACCGCUGAGCUCCGCUCUGGUGGGCGUGGAGGACGGCAGCAGCCCUCCAACAGACAGUCGGCUGCUCAGCCUGCUGAAGGAGCAGGAGGAGAGGAAGAAGUGUGUGAUCUGUCAGGACCGGGCCAAGACGGUCCUGCUGCUGCCUUGUCGUCACCUCUGCCUCUGUCGUCACUGCGCCGACAUCCUGACCCAGCGGCGGCCCCUCCAGCAGCGCUGCUGUCCACUCUGCCGGCAGCCAAUCACCCAGAACAUGGACGUCUUCCUUUGAUGGAGGCUCGGAUGGAUGGAUGGAUGGAUGGAUGCAUGGAGGAUGGGGGCUGUGUGUGGAAUAGUGCUUUGGAAGCCGUAAUAUUGGCCUGGAUGUUCAGAGGGUUACAUGUCCAUCAGCAAGACCAUGAAUGUCUUCCUCUGAGAUGGUGUGUGUGUGUGUGUGUGUGUGUGUGUGUGUGUGUGUGUGUGUGUGUGUGUGGAGAUGUACUUUGUGAAACACUGGAAAUGGGUUUAAAUAUGACAAAAGGGAACUUUUCUUUCCUUCUCUCUAGUCCCUUGUAGUGUUCAGACCACUAAGUGUGGUAACCUUUUCCUACUAGUAGAUGUGGACAUGCAAGGUUACAGCAAUCAGGGCACUACAGUGUUCAGAAAGGUGUGCUACAUCAGUUUUGACAGGUCUCGGUAUUUUUGAAAUUGAGCAAAAAAAAAAAAAUCUGUAAAUGAUCAAUGAUUGUCAUGAAGUUGCAGAGCUGCUGUCAUCAUGCUUAAUGAUAUUUAUUGAUGCGCAGAAUAAUGUGCAGCUACAGAGGCCUGGGCUCUAGUUAGCAGUCAUAUUGCACAGUCACUGUUAGCACACAUCAUGUUGAAGUCCAAGUAAAAAAAUCUUCACAUCGAGUUAGGAAUAUAAAAUCUAGAAAAAACAAAUUUUGAGAUGUGUAGCUACCUGUAUGAUCCUUGCACUGCAAGAACAAGAAGACAGCUGUUUUUUUUGUUUCCUCAACACUGGCACACUAACUAGUUUCCCAACACAUGAGCUUGGUAGGAAUGCACUGAUAACACUGUUGCACUGGUGACUCUAAUUCUGUUAUUCUGUAUAUUGAAAUAUCAGCCAGUUCAUGCCACUUGUGUCAUGACCCUCAUGAAUUUCUCAUCACUGGGCAGUCCUCGUUCCUUUAAUCUCUUUUUCUCAUUUGAGAGCUCUAACAUCCUCCUGUGUGUGGAAGUCAGACAAUAAAGUAGCUUUAUUUCCAUUUUGAAGUGUGCCAAAUGUGGCCAGUUGGUUUCACAACAUGCCUAUCUUGGUGGGCUUGCUCUGUUGAAUAUGUUCAUUUCAGAUUUCAAAUAUGUAUUGUACAAUGCAAAGUUUUUUUUUUUUUUUUUUUCUAUCCAAAGCAGUAUUUACAUGUUAGAUCAGGUCAAUGAAGGAAGAAACCGCAGGAAUGUGGCAUCAUUUUAGCUGUUGGUUCAAGCCAUGUUCAUUGGUGUUUAUCUUUCAGUAAUUUCUUGUGUUUCUCAGUCUUUCAGAUGUCCUUACAUGCCUAUUAUGAGAAUUUCAUAAUUGCACUAUCUGUAUUGCACUGGUUACUGUGGCUAAAUGCUGUUUUGUCAGCUUGUAGCACCAGCCUGUUCAAUAGUUUCAUAUGAAGGUAUUUAAGUUUUUAAACAUGAAAGUGGAAUCUGAGUCACGCCAAAUAGACUGUACAGUCAGUGCUGGCUUUAAGUUGUUGUUGAACAGCAGAUUGUGUGUGUUAUCAACACUAGCUGAACUCUGGUGGAAGUUUAUAUUUGACCAGUAAUGCCUGCUGAAAUUCGGGAAUCAACUUAACAUUGGUUUAUUAGCCCCAUCCCACAUAAUUUCAUCUCUAGAGUCAGAUGCCCAGUUAUUGCUAUACUGCCAUAUUUCCUGAUGUAACUUCCUGAAUCAGAGUGCAAUCAAACACACCUUUACUUCAUGGGAGCUCACUGGAGGAAUUUCCAGAGCCCUUGUGCCAAAGAUUACACAAUAUUGACAAGACGUUGGACUGAACUUUUUUGUUGUAUAUUUAUUUAUGGAUGGGUUUCUCAGCACAUGUAUUUUAUUAGUGCUGGGAAAAAUGUCAAACAGAUGAGCACUUUUAUUGAAUGAAAAAUAUUCACCUCUUUUGGUGGGCAGCUAAAAUCUACGCUGUUCUAAACUUGUUUUGUCUCCUUCUGUGGCAAAGCUGCCCAAAAACAUUUGCUGCGUA
Messenger RNA from Myripristis murdjan (pinecone soldierfish), 3451 nucleotides. RefSeq names its product E3 ubiquitin-protein ligase RNF26-like. Gene Ontology annotation, biological process: ubiquitin-dependent protein catabolic process; protein ubiquitination. Gene Ontology annotation, molecular function: ubiquitin protein ligase activity. Bases 148 to 1503 code for a protein of 451 amino acids. Lineage: Eukaryota; Metazoa; Chordata; Actinopteri; Holocentriformes; Holocentridae. The record is from RefSeq and is a predicted model, not a curated record. The transcript is spliced from 2 exons.